AUGCCGGGCCACUCAUCCUGCGGAAGUGGAAACGGAACGGAUGUUAAAAAAUUGAAACGGCCAUGCCGGAAUACCUUCGGCUUUCGAAACGUACGCCUGCGGAAAUACAUAGAUUCGUACGUAUCUAGAACUGUGGAAUGUUUGCGUUUACGUUCCGGCGGGUUCCGGGAGCCAGACCAUGAUGUUCUACGAAAGCCCAGGUCGGCCGUAAUUUUGCGCCUCACGUCGCCCCAUGAGUCACCUGGUGGGGAUAACAGUUGCCACAUGGCGGAAGAACCGAAGUCGUUACGACUUCUUGGAAGUCCCAUUGAAAGCAAACAGAGAUGUUUGGGGAGCCAUUUUUUUGCGCAGGCGGACAUCUUCUCAGGCGCCAUCUUCAUCCAGAUGGCAAUGGGCCUCAACAUCUACGCCGCCAUUGUCAUUUUGCUUGCCAUCACCGCCGUUUACACCAUCACCGGCGGAUUGGCAGCGGUCAUCUACACCGACACGCUCCAAACGCUGAUCAUGCUGGUCGGCUCCAUCAUCCUCGCCAUCUUUGCAUUCAACGAAGUCGGCGGCUACGAUGAAUUCAUGGACCGCUACCUGAGCGCCAUCCCCUUGGACAUCGGCCUGGCGAAUGUUUCGGAGGCGUGCUACACGCCGCGCCCGGAUGCGUUCAGCAUCUUCCGCGAUCCGGUCAGCGGCGACCUUCCGUGGCCGGGGCUCGUUUUUGGCCUCAGCAUCCUCGCCUUGUGGUACUGGUGCACCGACCAGGUCAUCGUCCAGCGCUGCCUCUCUGCGAAGAACAUGUCGCACGUAAAAGCGGGUUGCGUCCUUUGCGGAUACAUGAAGCUCCUCCCCAUGUUUCUGAUGGUCAUGCCGGGGAUGAUCAGCCGCAUCUUAUACACCGAGGAAGUGGCGUGCAUCAACCCGGAAAAGUGCUCUGAGAUUUGUGGGACGGAGGUUGGAUGUUCGAACAUCGCAUAUCCGCUGCUCGUCGUCCGCCUGAUGCCCAACGGUCUGCGCGGCCUGAUGCUGUCGGUGAUGCUGGCGUCACUGAUGAGCUCGCUGACCUCCAUCUUUAACAGCGCUAGCACACUUUUCACGAUGGACAUCUACACGAAGAUGCGGAGGAGCGCCAAGGAGAGGGAGCUGAUGAUCGUCGGGAGGUUGUUCAUCCUGAUCCUGAUCGCGGUCAGUAUCGCCUGGGUCCCUGUAGUCCAGUCGGCGCAAAGCGGUCAGCUCUUCGACUACAUCCAGUCCAUCACCAGUUACCUCGGACCACCAAUCGCCGCAGUCUUCUUCCUCGCCAUCUUCUGCAAAAGAGUCAAUGAACAGGGUGCAUUCUGGGGGCUGGUCAUCGGAUUGGUCAUCGGUCUGGCGCGUAUGAUCACGGAAUUUGCGUAUGGCACGGGAAGCUGCGCCGCACCGAGCGCCUGCCCCGCCAUCGUCUGUGGCGUCCACUACCUCUACUUCGCCAUGAUCCUCUUCGCCAUCUCUCUGGUCAUCAUUCUGGCCGUUUCCCUGAUGACCAAACCCAUCGAUGAUGUCCACCUUUUCCGUCUCUGCUGGACGCUGCGCAACCGAACGGAGGAGCGCAUAGACCUGGAUGCAGAGGAAAUGGCGGCGCAGGAAGAGACUGUCUACGAAAACGAUUCACUCCCCAGCGAAGCGGCCGGAUGUGUCCAGAAGUCCUGCAACUGGUUCUGUGGCCUUGACCAGAGUGGCCCAAAACUGACCAAAGCGGAGCAGGAGGCUGCGCGGCGCAAACUGACCGAUACGUCCGAAGACCCUUUUUGGCGCCGAGUGGUCAACACCAACGGCAUCCUCCUUCUGGCCGUCGCCAUCUUCUGCCACGGUUUCUUCGCGUAGAAGACACGCGACGCCAUUGUUUCCUGCGACACUCCCUAUAUAUAUAUA
Messenger RNA from Sceloporus undulatus (fence lizard), 1899 nucleotides. RefSeq names its product sodium/glucose cotransporter 1-like. Gene Ontology annotation, molecular function: D-glucose:sodium symporter activity. Lineage: Eukaryota; Metazoa; Chordata; Lepidosauria; Squamata; Phrynosomatidae. Gene Ontology annotation, biological process: sodium ion transport; transmembrane transport. Gene Ontology annotation, cellular component: plasma membrane. The coding region runs from base 1 to 1851 and encodes 616 amino acids. The transcript has 11 exons. The record is from RefSeq and is a predicted model, not a curated record.